This is a messenger RNA of Phycodurus eques (leafy seadragon), 2715 nucleotides long. It is a transcript of the gene nsun2, whose product is annotated as NOP2/Sun RNA methyltransferase 2. The record is from RefSeq and is a predicted model, not a curated record. Gene Ontology annotation, cellular component: nucleus; cytoplasm. NCBI's taxonomy places the organism in Eukaryota, Metazoa, Chordata, Actinopteri, Syngnathiformes, Syngnathidae. Gene Ontology annotation, biological process: tRNA methylation. Gene Ontology annotation, molecular function: tRNA binding; tRNA (cytidine-N5)-methyltransferase activity. The transcript has 20 exons. The coding region runs from base 68 to 2347 and encodes 759 amino acids.
CACAUGGGUCAGGACGAAGCUCCACAAGCUUCAGGGAGUCAACAUAGCAGUUUCACCCUUCUCCAGAAUGGGGAAAAGAAGCAGACAGAGGCAGAAAAACCAACCUGCUGGCAGAGACCACAGAGACAACGCAGGUUGGGGUGCUGGUUAUGCUGACAUUGUGAAAGAGAAUAAGCUGUUUGAGCACUACUACAAGGAACAAGGCUUGGUUCCAGAGGGAGAGUUUGAACAGUUUAUGGAUGCAAUGAGGGAACCGCUUCCAGCCACCAUCCGCAUCACUGGCUAUAAAAGCCACGCCAAGGAAAUCCUCCACUGCCUGAAGGAAAAGUACUUUAAGGAUAUUCAGGAGUUGGAGAUCGACGGUCAGAAGAUUGAGGCGCCGCAGCCUCUCAGCUGGUAUCCCGAUGAGCAAGCCUGGCACACCAACAUGAGUCGUAAAAUAAUUCGGAAGUCUCCCCUGCUGGAGAAGUUCCACCAGUUCCUCGUCAGCGAGACGGAGUCGGGUAACAUCAGCCGCCAGGAAGCCGUCAGUAUGAUCCCUCCUCUUCUCCUGAAGAUUGAACCCCAUCACAAAAUAUUGGACAUGUGUGCAGCUCCUGGCUCCAAGACAGCGCAACUGAUUGAGAUGCUUCAUUCUGACAUGGAAGUGCCGUUUCCAGAGGGCUUCGUCAUCGCCAACGACGUGGACAACAAACGCUGCUACCUGCUGGUUCACCAGGCCAAACGUCUCAACAGCCCCUGCAUCAUGGUGGCCAACCACGACGCGUCCUGCAUCCCCAUGCUGCAGAUCCAAGGUUCGGACGGCAAGAAGGACAUCCUCUUCUACGACCGCAUCUUGUGCGACGUGCCCUGCAGCGGGGACGGCACCAUGAGGAAGAACAUAGACGUGUGGAAGAAGUGGACGACCAGCAACAGCCUGCAUCUUCAUGGCCUCCAGAUGCGUAUUGCCGUGCGUGGUGUCGAACAGCUGGCCGUGGGCGGCACGAUGGUCUACUCCACCUGUUCCCUCAACCCCAUUGAGGACGAAGCUGUCAUUGCGGCGCUGCUGGAGAAAAGCGAAGGAGCACUGGAGCUGGUCGACUGCUCUGCUGACCUACCGGGCUUGAAGUGGAUGCCCGGGGUCACUUCCUGGAAGCUGAUGACUAAAGAGGGCAAGUGGUACGCUGACUGGUCGGAGGUUCCGAGCAGUCGCCACACGCAAAUCAGACCCACCAUGUUCGCGCCAGCAGAUGCGGAGAGGCUGGCUGGCAUGCAUCUGGAGAGAUGUAUGAGGAUUCUGCCACAUCACCAGAACACAGGAGGUUUCUUUGUGGCUGUGCUAAUGAAGAAAGCCCCGAUGCCUUGGAACAGAAGAUAUCCCAAGCUGAGGAAAGAGGCCUCGUCGGGCUCCGAACCCCAAACUCAAAGCUCUCAUGUGGCCCCAGCGGAGACUCCCUCCCUUCCUGAGGGAGAGGAGAUGGAGGAAGGAGACGCCGAGAGCAAAGUAGACGGGGAGGAGGCCCAGGCGGGAGUACCCAAAGGAGCUCCUCUGAGUGACAAACAAGAUGGCGUGUGUGGCCCUCCACCAUCAAAGAAGUUGAAGCUAUUUGGAUACAAGGAAGAUCCCUUUGUGUUCCUCAGUGAAGAUGACCCCGUCUUCACCACCAUACAAUCCUUCUACGACUUGUCACCAAACUUCCCCAAGAUGAACGUGCUGACCAGAACCCACGAGGGCAAGAAGAGACACUUGUACAUGGUGUCCAAAGAGUUGCGCAACGUCAUGCUCAACAACAGUGAGCGCAUGAAGGUCAUAAAUACAGGUGUGAAAGUGUGGUCUCGCAACAGUGACGGAGAAGAGUUUGGUUGUGCCUUUAGACUGGCUCAAGAGGGUAUCUACACUCUGCAGCCGUAUAUUCGCUCCAGAAUCAUCACAGUGAGCGUGGAGGACAUCAAGGUGCUGCUGACACAGGAAAACCCAUUCCUCAGCAAACUGGAGGACGACGCCCACGCUCAAGCCAAAAAAAUACUUAUGGGAAGCAUUGUGUUGAAGUACAUUCCCAACCCCAAUAAGCCAGCAGAGCCUCAGUGUUCCAUCCAACUGUGCGGCUGGAGAGGAAAGACGUCCAUCCGAGCCUUCGUCCCCCGCAACGAGAGGUACCACUACCUCCGCAUGCUGGGCGUGGAAGUCUUCCGGGACAAGCAGGGCGCGGGCCGGAAGCCAACAGACGAGGAGGCCAAAGGGAAGCAAGAGGAGGAGGGGGCGGCGGCGGAGGAGGAGGAAGAGGAGGAGCUGGACUUGGAGAACGGGAGUGAAAACACAUCAUCAGAAGCGAAGAUGGAUGAUGACAAUAAAGGGGCUAGUGGCUGAGAGUAGAAGAAGAGGACUUGAUGAAAGUGCAUUGAAGCUGUAAGUGCAGGUCUCUGAAGACCACAUUGUGUGUGUGAGAGGAAGAGGAGGAGCUUAUUCUUCACCACACAGAAGGAAACCCUCUCAGAGAAAGACAGCUUGGAUAGAAUUUUUUUUUUUGGGGGGGGAUUCCCCCCCAAGGAAGAUGACUUUUCUUUUUUUUUUUUAAAUAGUUAAUUUAAUGGUCAGUCUUUCUCUUUAUGCUUUAAUAAUGGUAUUACACCUGCCUUUCUUUCUGUUUUGCAUUUUUAAAGAGUUUUAUAUUAAGUCUUAUCUCAUUUUGUACACCUGUAUGAGCAGAAUUGGAGCUGAAUAAAGGUGUGAAAGAU